AUUAAGUAGCUGUUAAUUGUUUGCGGAUUUUAGGAUUUUAUGCCUUCCACAAUUUCAAGCUGCCGAAGCUUUCGAUCUACAGAAUUAAGAGCUAUCUUUCAUCAUACAUUUUAUGCGUUUUCGAAAUUCCUGUGAAUUUGUUCGUCGAUUGUGCAAUUGUCAGCCAGUGCUUUACUGUUAGGGAAAAAAAUGGCAUUUGCCUUCUUCGCGUUUAGAUUUCAAGUGAAAAAUUAAAAUCAAAUUCAGAAAUUGUAAAUCUCAAAUUUUGGAACUUCUUUUUUUCAGCUCGAAUAUAUUUUCCAUUCCUUAUCAGCCAGAACAGGCCUUGUUGGGAUCUACUGUUCAAACAUUAUUAGUUGACAGCUGGAACUUAGAGGCUUGAGCUUGCAUUGUUAUUAUAUUAUUGGUAGUCAAAUUUAAAGUCCUGGACCGUCUGGAUAGAGAUUAACAAUGACCAACGAACUUGUCACCGUUCAGCCUGGGGAGCUCAAGUUUCCCUUUGAAUUGAAGAAGCAGAGUUCGUGCUCCCUUCAAUUGGUCAACAAUACAGACAAUUAUGUGGCGUUUAAGGUUAAAACUACAUCUCCAAAGAAGUAUUGUGUACGACCUAAUACAGGUGUUGUGCCACCCAAGGCUGCAUGCGAUGUGACAGUAACCAUGCAAGCUCAGAAGGAAGCACCACCUGAUAUGCAAUGCAAAGACAAAUUUCUUGUGCAGAGUGUCAUAGCACCUUCUGGGUCAACUCUUAAGGAUAUCACUUCUGAUAUGUUCAACAAAGAGCCUGGUAGGGUUAUUGAGGAAAACAAAUUGAGGGUGCUGUAUGUAGCUCCACCUCAACUCCCUUCCACUAUCCUUGAAUCAUCAGAAGAGGGACAAGCACAAAAGGAAGGCACAGACUACGGGGCUUCUGCCGUCUCUUCAUUUAAUCCUGCGCCAAAAGAUCUCAAUGAGUUGAAAGCAAAGCUAUCUGAGGCUCAGGCUGAAAUCUCAAAAUUAACAGAAGAGAAAUCUACUGCUUUUUUGCAAAAGCAGAAAUUGGAACAGGAAUUGGCACUUAUAAAGAAGAGCGAUCAUGGAAGAGCUAGAUUGGGUUUCUCAUUUUUAUUUGUUUGCUUUAUUGGGCUCGUGGGUAUUAUUUUGGGGUACUACUUCCAUUCAUGAAUUUGCUUAAUUGGUUGCAAAAUAUAAUGGUGUAAGCCACAAAGGUUGAGGUUGACAAAAUUUGUGAGAAGCAUGCAAAGAAGCAUCUUGAAUGCCAUGGAAAAAUCAUGGCUGCAGGUAUUUGUGUUUUCAAACACUACAAGCAGUUAAGUUUGCCCACGAUCAGGAAUGUUUGAGGUUCUCUUGUUUCUCUGGCGAUCUUGUGGGUCUGUCAUUUUUUUGAUUGGAUAAAGAAAUAUAUGGAUUUUGUGUUUUGAAACGUCAGCCUAUAGACAAUGCCUUUUUAGGAGUUAAUCAUGACUUGACAUCAAAUUGUGUUUUCUAGUUUGAGGUUGGUACUACACCUAUGUAUUAGGGAGUUCCUAUUAUGUAAUCUUAAAUGAUUCUUUUACAAAGCUUGCUGAAGUUUCUACAAGUGUUAAAUUCCUGGAACAUGUUUUAUUAUAUGUAUUACUAUUUGUAUGAAUUGGUAUACACCCAACAAAGAUUACAAACUUAUUUGGACUUUGGCUAUACUAAGGUACUUUGCUUCUUACA
Molecule: messenger RNA, 1698 nt
Organism: Cryptomeria japonica (Japanese cedar)
Lineage: Eukaryota; Viridiplantae; Streptophyta; Pinopsida; Cupressales; Cupressaceae
Product: vesicle-associated protein 1-2
Exons: 10
Coding region: 451-1161 (236 amino acids)
Biological process (GO): endoplasmic reticulum membrane organization
Cellular component (GO): plasma membrane; endoplasmic reticulum membrane
Source: RefSeq, a predicted model, not a curated record